AUGGGUGGUCCAAUGUGCCCGAUGCAAAACGGCGGUGGCUUCCGAGGCCCCCCAAUUCCUCUGGUCGUCGUCCCCGUGAUCUAUCACUUGAUACAAUCGAAUCCCGAUUUGAAACUCACCAAGUACGUGAAAGACUUGUUGAACAAAGGCGGUCCGGUCAGUGUCGCCGAGAACGCCCAUCAUAUCGUUCAAUAUGUAUUAUCGAAGGUCCCAUCCAACGUGCUGUACUGGUUCGGCACCAAGGUUCUCCAGCUGAAGCCGGAGCUCGCCAUGCAGACGACGGAGUUUCUGAAAUCAAGGACACAACUGGAGCCUCCGCCCGAGAAAAGUAUUGUGGGGAACGAUUUGGGGAGGCUCGAAUCCUCUGAUGCUCUCACCAUUCCAUCGGACAUUGAGCGACGCCUUGAGAAGCUCGAGAUGGAUUAUCAGAUGCUCCAGGAGAAGCACACGGAGUCACUCAAGCUGUUGACUUACAAGACGGAGGGCGUUGUGGAGAUCCCAAGAGAGCUCCCCUUGCCAACGCCUCCGGAGUCGCCAGAACUCCAAGCCCUUGUGUCGACUGAGCCGGGCCAGCUAGCAGCGACUCCUGAGCAGCCCCGGUCUCCUCGACCAGCUGCAAGCGACAUGGAGACCCAGGCCUUGCUGCAGGAGAUUGGUCUCCGGCUCGGAAAGGUUGUCCUGGAAUGGGCUGGUGACAUGAUGAAACAGAGCCUGAUGUCUGCUGCGUCUGCGAAACUUUCGAGCGACUCCAAGUUCGGCGCAGCAGGUGUAGAUCUUACCAGCCGGCUCGCGACCUCGCUUACAACUUGA
Molecule: messenger RNA, 810 nt
Organism: Diaporthe citri
Lineage: Eukaryota; Fungi; Ascomycota; Sordariomycetes; Diaporthales; Diaporthaceae
Exons: 2
Coding region: 1-810 (269 amino acids)
Source: RefSeq, a predicted model, not a curated record